ACUCGAGCCAGCACCGAAAGAAAGCGACGAAACCCACCCCGUCCCCUUCGCACAUUCUCUCUCUCUCUCUCUCUCUGGCGCAGCGUAUGCAAGAAAAAAGUGCAGAAAGAAACGAUGCCCAACACAAACCAUAGGUAAAGCAAAGCACCAAGGGGAAAAAAACAUCCUCAUAAACAAGAAUCCAGUACACACCCAAAUCCACCCAUAAGUAGUCUUGAAUUUGAAACAAUCCCAAAUCCAUCUCUCUCUCUCUCUCUCUCUCUCUCUCUCUCUCUCUCUCUCAUGGGACUCUGUGCAAGCCUAGGAGCAUUCUGCUGCGGCGGCUCAAAGCCAACCACCCAAGAAAUCACAAUCAACUCCUCCUCCUCACAAGACUCUCCCCACCACCCUCCUCCUCAUGAAUACCAUCCCAUACCCAUAACCAGCCAAGAACCACCUGAACCCAAACCGGACCCACCAAAACUAGCCCCCUCCUCCUCCUCAUCAUCUUCCCAAAUCGGACCCAUUCUAAGCAGACCAUACGUUGACAUAACCCAAAUAUACGAUCUCGACAAAGAACUGGGGAGGGGCCAGUUUGGAAUAACUUAUCUAUGCACUGAAAAAUCCACUGGCUUGAAAUACGCCUGUAAGUCGAUAUCGAGGCGAAAGCUUGUGACUGACAAGGAUAUAGAGGAUGUUAGGAGAGAGAUUGCGAUGCUUGAACAUUUGAGCGGGCAACCCAAUAUAGUUGAGUUCAAAGGGGCGUACGAGGACAGGAGUAAUCUGCAUUUGGUUAUGGAGCUGUGUUCGGGUGGGGAGCUUUUUGAUCGGAUAACGAAGCAGGGGAGUUAUUCGGAGAAGGAGGCGGCGAGGAUUGGGAGGCAGGUGGUGAAUGUGGUUCAUGUGUGUCAUUUCAUGGGGGUGCUGCACAGGGAUUUGAAGCCUGAGAAUUUCUUGCUUAUGAGUAGGGAGGAGGAUGCUCCUUUGAAGGCUACGGAUUUUGGGCUCUCUGUUUUCAUUGAAGAAGGGAAAGUUUACGACGACAUUGUAGGGAGUGCUUAUUACGUUGCUCCGGAAGUGUUGAUGAGGAACUAUGGGAAGGAGAUAGAUGUGUGGAGUGCAGGAGUCAUUCUAUACAUCCUCCUAAGCGGAGUGCCUCCAUUUUGGGCUGAGACCGAGAAAGGCAUCUUUGAUGAGAUUUUAAAAGGCCAUAUCGACUUCGAAAGCUCACCUUGGCCUUCUAUAUCAACUGGUGCAAAGGAUAUCAUCAGGAAAAUGUUGACAAUGGAUCCUAAAAAGCGGAUAACUGCUGCUCAGGCCAUUGAGGAUCCAUGGUUGAAAGAAGGCGGCGACGCAUCAGAUAAACCUCUUGAUAGUGCUGUACUCGUUAGGAUGAAGCAAUUCAGAGCAAUGAACAAGCUAAAAAAGCUUGCUCUAAAGGUUAUUGCAGAAAAUCUUUCAGAAGAAGAAAUCAAGGGCUUGAAACAAACGUUCAAAAACAUGGAUACCGAUGGGAGUGGCUCAAUCACGUACGAGGAGCUCAAAGCUGGAUUGACUAAGCUCGGCUCAAAGCUUACUGAAUCAGAAAUAACAGCGCUUAUGGAUGCUGCGGACGUUGAUAAGAGUGGAACUAUUGAUUACCUCGAAUUCAUAACUGCAACUAUGCAUCGGCAUAGGCUUGAGAGAGAAGAGCACUUGUACCAGGCCUUUCAGUUCUUUGACAAGGAUAACAGUGGGUUUAUUACAAGGGAUGAGCUGAAAAAUGCUAUGGCCGAGUAUGGAAUGGGAGAUGACGAUACUAUAAACGAAGUCCUCGACGAUGUGGAUACCGAUAAAGAUGGGAAAAUUAAUUACGAGGAAUUCGUAGCGAUGAUGCGAAAAGGAAUGCCGGAUGUUGGCGGGCAACAAAUUUGGACUGAGGGUUAAAGAAAGAAGCAGAGUUAAAAUCCUCAGUGAUUCCAAUAUUUCUUUCUGGUUCAGUUCUCUGUGUAUAGUGUUCCCAAGGUUGAUAAACUGCUUCCCUGUAAAUCUCCCAUUAUGUAAUAAUCUUAAUACACUGUGCGUUUCAUAAUGCAAUUUUAAUUUUGCUGUCUUA
Molecule: messenger RNA, 2074 nt
Organism: Rhododendron vialii
Lineage: Eukaryota; Viridiplantae; Streptophyta; Magnoliopsida; Ericales; Ericaceae
Product: calcium-dependent protein kinase 29
Exons: 8
Coding region: 283-1905 (540 amino acids)
Biological process (GO): peptidyl-serine phosphorylation; protein autophosphorylation; intracellular signal transduction
Cellular component (GO): cytoplasm; nucleus
Molecular function (GO): calmodulin binding; calcium/calmodulin-dependent protein kinase activity; ATP binding
Source: RefSeq, a predicted model, not a curated record